UUUGCCCUUUCCGCAAAUCCAAUAAAUUGUGCCUGCUGAACUCGGACGUUUUUUUUUCCGUGUGCGGGUGCGCUUAGCGCUCCGACCGCCCAAGCGGAACCGCUUCCCGCGUGUCCGCGUGUCCCUCCGCGGACGGAACGAGGCGCGUGAUCCUGUCCCCCUGGCUGGUUUCAGAUCCCCGGGGUCACGAUGUCACUGCACUCCACCAUGACGAUGAGCGAGAGGAAGCUGCAGGCAGCGGCCAUUUGCAGAGAGGUCCUGGGAGCCAGGGAGAUGGACCUGGGGCGGAAGAUGAACACCCCCAAGGACAUCAUGCUGGAGGAGCUCUCCCUGUGCUCCAACAGGGGCUCCCGGCUCUUCAGAAAGCGCCAGAUCCGCUCCGAGAAGUACACCUUCGAGAAGGCCAACAACGAGGCCAACGAACAGACGAACAAUGGCGCCGUUCCCAGUGCUGAGGCGACAGCGGAGAAUGGUGACUGUCCGGAUGGGGAUCAGCAACCAGGAACGCCCCCGAACACGCCCGACGCAAAGACGCUGGACCCGGAGAGCCUCGCCCCAGGUUACGGAGGCCCCUUGCAGGACGUUCCCCCGGAGAAGUUUAACAGCACCGCCGUUCCCCGGUCGUACCACUCCCCGUGGGACCAGGCCCUCGUUAACGACCCCUCCCUGGCCGAGGUGCUGAGUCCCAAAACGCCCAGCCCCGAGCCCAAGCCAGAGGUCCCAGAGUACAAGAGCUUCAACAGGGUCGCCACUCCGUUCGGCGCGUACGAGCCCCCUCAACUGAGCGUGCUCAAGACCCUGGAGCUGGACCCGCCCCCCUCCGACUCCCCCGCCCCCGCGGAGGCCCAGGAGACCACGGCGACGAGGCCCACCUUCAACAGGACGGCCCUAGGCUGGGUGGGCGACGGCGCCCCCCUCGUCCUGCCGGUCAUAGACCUGGAGGGCGUGGCGCUCCCCGAGUCGGAUGACCUUUGACCUUCUGUUUGGGGCGCGGGGCGAGGCCUCGGGGGGGACGGGCGGAGCGCGCGGAACACGG
Messenger RNA from Conger conger (European conger), 1036 nucleotides. RefSeq names its product myozenin-2-like. Gene Ontology annotation, cellular component: actin cytoskeleton; Z disc. NCBI's taxonomy places the organism in Eukaryota, Metazoa, Chordata, Actinopteri, Anguilliformes, Congridae. Gene Ontology annotation, molecular function: telethonin binding; actin binding; FATZ binding. The record is from RefSeq and is a predicted model, not a curated record. The transcript is spliced from 5 exons. The coding region runs from base 190 to 975 and encodes 261 amino acids.